This is a messenger RNA of Phytophthora sojae, 1935 nucleotides long. RefSeq lists its product as hypothetical. The record is from RefSeq and is a predicted model, not a curated record. The transcript has a single exon. Lineage: Eukaryota; Oomycota; Peronosporomycetes; Peronosporales; Peronosporaceae. The coding region runs from base 1 to 1935 and encodes 644 amino acids. Gene Ontology annotation, biological process: intracellular signal transduction; cyclic nucleotide biosynthetic process.
AUGACGACUGCGGAGGCCGUGUGGGUGCGCAACUCGAGCGUCAACAUGGCCUGGAUGUACACGUACUGCUUCACGCUCUUCUUCUCGUGCAGCAUGACGAUGCUGGCCGCCUGGGCCAUGCGCAAGCUGGGCGGCGACAUGUUCCGCUCCACUGUGCGCUUCGUCAUCGCCAUGUUCCUCUUGUGCUCCACGCUGCACGCGCUGGCGGGCGGCGUCUUCUACGCCUACCUUAUCCACGCCAUCUAUGCAGUAAUUGACCAGAUUAAGGACCAAUCCGGCUCGGGCUCCGAUACCACCCAGGCCGACGUGACCAUGAGCGAGUUGCUGCACAACGACAGCAAGGACGACGGCGGAGAGGCCGCGUACAUUACUAAACUGACCCAAGAUGACGUCCCGCUGUCUACGGCGUUAACUGCACUACUCCUGGCGGAAAAUCUGUUCUUUAUCCUGAGCGCGUAUUGGAUUUUUCUUUUAUCCAGAGAGUUAUUCAAGCUCGCGAUGCGGACUUUGGACCGAGGCGAGCAGAACGAGAAGGCCACGAUUGUGAAAUAUGUGUGGCGCGGAUGGAUUAUUGUGGGAUUAUUUCUCGGCGCCGGACUGGCGAUCGUCAUUGUUCACGACGGAUACAACCGCGCGUACAAGUAUUUGAGUUUCGUGGAGCUGGGAGGGAUUAUUUUCUCGGUCUUUUACGCCACGGGGGCGUUGGUGGUGCUGAGGUUCUCAGGCAGGAAACAUGAACACAUUCACGGCGUGGUGAUGGCCUCGCCGCUGUAUCGGAGACUCAAGCUGCUGAUGAUCGUGUGUGCGGUUUUCACGCUGCCCUACUGCUUCUUGCAGGUGGCGCUGCUGUGCAUGCCGCAGGACAAGGUGGAUGCAGUCCCGGACUACGUGGUUGGAAUUGUGACGAUGCUGUAUUAUUUGUUCGGAGCUGCUCAGGCGCUGGUGAUGGGGGGAAGUCAGCAGUGCUGCAUCAGGAUGCUGUCUCCGAUCAUCCCGACGCACAUCAAGAACUCGCCCGAGUGGGCGAAUCUACGCGCCAAUCGAAGACACGACUCGUACGCGACGUACGAGGCCACUGCGCCACCGGAGAAGCCCGUGUUCGUGAAUACAGAUAUUGAAGGUUCCAGCGCGCUGUGGGCCCAGGCACCGGAGGCUGUAAUUGACACGGCUCAGGACCUCCAUGACGACUUGCUGCGCUCUCUGUUGCCCAAGUUUAAUGGUUAUGAGAUCACGACGGCCGGAGAUGCGUUCCAGUUGGCCUUCCACAGAAUUCCGGACGCCGUGAAUUAUUGCUUGGAGGUGCAGCUUCAGUUGCUGCAGGUGAAGUGGCCGUCCGCGCUGGAAGGCCUCGUGCCUUCUGUGAAGACAGAGGUGGCCCUUGGUCUAAAGCCGCAGCUUCUUUUCCGUGGUAUUCGAGUACGCAUGGGCAUUCACGACACAAGCGCAGCGGAGGAGGGCAACUUGAUCAUGCAGACCCAUCGUGUGACUGGCAAGGCGUUGUACAUUGGCGCCUCUGAGUACAUCGGCCGCGAAAUCGGCGACGUGGGAUUCGGAGGACAGAUUAUUCUUUCGAGGCGCGUGGCGCGUUGGCUUCAGACCAACGACAACUCGUCCAGGAUUUUGACGCCGUUCCGACUGGACUACUACGGCAUGCACCCCAUUAACCAGUUGGAGAUCGACAUCGAGCUGUAUGAGAUCACGCCCAAGAUGUUGAAAAUGCGGCGUAAAAUCUUCCGCAAGCGAACGCAACAGAAGAGUGGUGGGAAAAUCACGGAUGAGAGUGUGCGGGGCACAGAUACGGAGGAGCCGACUCCAGAAGACGAGCAUUCCGGUAUGGAGUACUCCUCGCAACGUACUCCGAAUGGAACAGCUCGGUUUCGGGAGAAGAUGCCGACUGUGAUAUGGCAGACAAUGCGAGACAGAUGGAGCAACUAA